This is a messenger RNA of Laccaria bicolor S238N-H82, 522 nucleotides long. RefSeq lists its product as uncharacterized. The record is from RefSeq and is a predicted model, not a curated record. Bases 1 to 522 code for a protein of 173 amino acids. The transcript is spliced from 5 exons. Lineage: Eukaryota; Fungi; Basidiomycota; Agaricomycetes; Agaricales; Hydnangiaceae.
AUGUUCUCCAAACACGUUCUCGCCUUCUUUCUUGUACCAUCCUUGCUGGAUCUCUCGUUGUGGCAUUGGUAUAUUUUUUCGGCCCAGACAGCCAGAAUCGUGACUAAUUGUCAUGAGCAGCCACGCGUCGUUGCGUCCCACAACCAUGCAGCAGGAAACUGUGCCUUUAGCUUCCGAAGGCUCUCGGUAGCCGUAUAUGGGUCGCCUGUCCUAAAUCCCUUGGGCAUGAAAGCGAUCCUAGUUGUCAUCAUGACUGGCGGCUUCCUGCCGGUCUCCGGGUUUCUUCGUGCGCUUUUCCCAUCGUGCGCGUCUGCUAUCCAGACUAUUGCAUUCAAUGCAAAGUCGGACGCAAAGGUAUCAAGGCCUACUGUCUUUCGAAACCUUCAGGCCCGCCGUACUUUUCCCAAGCCUUCCUCUCCUCCUUGUAAAGAGGGCACUUGGGGUACUCGUCCUAUUGGCAAGGACAUUCAACUCGGAAGGGCGAACAAAACUGGAGUGCUUCACUGUAACGGUCAAGACUAG